This is a messenger RNA of Lytechinus pictus (painted urchin), 2805 nucleotides long. RefSeq lists its product as uncharacterized. Lineage: Eukaryota; Metazoa; Echinodermata; Echinoidea; Temnopleuroida; Toxopneustidae. The coding region runs from base 1 to 2805 and encodes 934 amino acids. The record is from RefSeq and is a predicted model, not a curated record. The transcript is spliced from 14 exons.
AUGGACCAAUCAAAUGCAAGAGCAACGGUUUCACAUGCCAACGGGUCACUCGAAAAGCAAGACGAAAACUUCGAGCUACUUCGCAACAGCGACAAACUUUCAGCCAAUCAGAGCGCAGCUGAGGAGCGGCGCUUGUUGAGAGGAGGAAGAAAGUGCAAUUCCCUCGAUAGGGCCGCAGCGGCGUGUGCGAAGCAGCACGGAGUUUGGUGCCGGGUGAAGGCCUUCUCCCUGACGAGGUCCUCUGGGCGGGGCAGAGAGACGGAGUUAGAGGACCAGAAUGGCGAGGACAUAGUAGAAAAUUCAAGAUUAUCAAGACUACAACGAUUUCGGAAGGGGAAUAAGGAACGAGAUGUGAAAGAAAUGCUCUUCAUGAAAGCUGAGGAGGAGUUUAGGAAAGAAACCUCUGAGUUGGAGAAUCAAAUCGAUCUUCUGAACGUGAUCAAUCAGCAACUAACGGAAUAUGCGAGAAAACAAGAAACAAAUGCUGAAGAUCUCCAAAGAAAACUACACAUUGCCGAGAGAAGUCUGAUUUCCAGCCAACGAGAGUCCGCCAAAUUGAAGGGAAUCUUGGAAUUAGCAAAACUCCAAGGAAACGCCCAGCAACAGGUGCUUGAUGUAAAACAAGAUGACGUCAUUAAACUGGCCGUCAAACAAGCCGAGCUCUACGACCAGAUCCGAAAGUUGAAACUGACAAUCGAAACAUUAAGAAACAAGCUUGAAAAAUAUGAAGCUGAACGAGGCGGUAGAGACCAUCAUCCCGGGGACGAAGGCGCAGAGCAUCCCUCAAACAUGCCUCUACCGACAUCAGCAUCCCGAACAACCAAUCGAAGACAGAAUCAAGCCGACGUUCGCCGGUCGGUGGAUAGAAGUGAUGGAAACAGUGAGAGAGGGCCAGAAGAUGUAUUGGACCAUCAAGAUAUCACCAUCAGAGAAUCAAUGGAAGAAAACAGACUAAUCCCCCGGAGGACUUACAAAUUGCUGCUCGCCAGGAGGACCAUCGCCCGAGCUAAUUUUCGAAUCAAAUACCAUCGUGCGAUUAAUAACUCACUCAAAGUGAGAGUAAAACAGAAGGACAAUAGAAUUCGAGAUCUCCUUGUCGAUAAGGACCGCAUCCUUAAAGUUCUGGAACGAGUGAGGCAGCUGGCCCAGGCCAAGAUGGAAGUCAUCUACAAGAACCUCCUGUCCCUCCCUGAUGACAUAGCCACGAUGACAUCACCUUUGAAUGCUAGAGAGACGGUGAGGGCUUACCUGAAAGAGGUGGAUAGCUCGGCAUCGUCGGAGGAAGCCGAGAGGAUUAUUCUAAGGUUGAAGGAGUUUGGCCGGUUCCUUGGCAGCGACGAGUCCUUCGAUGAAUUUAUUAAGAACCGGGGGAAGCAGCUUGUUGAGGUACCUAUACCGACCAAAGAGAUUGCAAAACAAAGUUCCGAGGAGCAGUUGCAACAACCUGACAACGUCACACGUCGUCGAACACCGAGGCGACAGAAAAUGAACAAGGCCUGUCUGGAUGCUAGACGUCGAGCAACAGGUGCGAGGAAGACGAGCUACAGGAAGGAUCAAUUCCAGGUGAAAGAUUGUAGGAACCUGGGAAGAGGCGGGAAGCACUGCAGAUCUUGUUGCCAUGAUGCCAAGAUGCAGACGAUGACCUCUCUAGCUCUGCAAGCAGUGGCUGGUUGGGACGAGGGCAUGCCAUCUGCUUCAGCAACGAAUGAUGGUUCAAAAGAAAUCCCGGUGUCGGGAUUCAACCAAGGAAGAGUGAUAGAGAUGGUUGAUGGUUCCUGUCAAGUUCUACCGGAAGAUAUCGACACCAAAUCCGAAAUAGAUGACGUCAUUGGUGCCCAUGUAUCAAACCAGCAUCCCGAUCUUUCAUCGGGACAAAAUAGACAGGACGAACUCCUCGAGGAAACAUUCCAAGGAGAAGGGAACACUCAAUCUGGACAGAGUGCGACUGUUGAAAAAAAUGCCUCUGGAGUGUCUGCAUCUGUUGUCAGUCUAGACGAAGAAUUGUGCUCCGAAGAUAAUCUUGAAAAGCAAAAGGAACUAAUGAAAAGGGUAUCCGAUCUACUGGUAGACAAAUGGUGCUUGGAAGGCCAAGUUAAGGCCCUAGAAGACAACGAGCGGGACCUGACUGAAGCCAAGAGCGAGAUGUCCAUACAGCUGAAUGCUGCCCAUCGUCAGCUAGCUAGAUCCUGCAGUGAUACAGGGCGCCCUCACCCCAGUCACAACGUUUUGGCUCUACAAGACAGGCUAGGCUGGAUGCAGAAGCGACUGAAGGAGAUGGAGGAUGACAGAGAUAAUGAUGGGAAAGCGAAAUCUUUAUUAAAGUCUGAGCUCGAAGACAGUAAGAAGAAGGUAGCUGACCUAGAGGCGGUGAAGAAGAGAUUGGAAGGCGAGGUUGAAGGAUGGAUGGAGACUGUGAUGGAGGUGAGAAAAGGCCGAAUCAAUCUACUCAACCAUAUGGAUAACAUCGCACACAAGGUCGGGAGGCUAAACACAAGCGAACAAUUUUUCAAAUGCAAUGAAGGAGAUCCCGCCAGAAAAUCAAUGGAUGAUGAGGGUAAUCAUCGCCAUGUGGGAGUAACGUGUGGGUGUUCGAGCCACGAUGUGAUGAGGGUGAAGGAACUCGAGGCUGACAUCGAGACUCUAGCAGAACAACGGAAACUACAGGACGCCCAGAUUGAACAACUCUCUGAGCUGCUUCAAAGAUCAAACGACGAAAAGCACGAAUUGAUGAACCAUCUCACAGAAGUACAACAAGAAAAGCGAAAUCUCCAAUCCGAUUUUGAUUCCAUUCUUGCUUGCGAAUAA